AUGGCGGGGGCCGCCGUGGCUCGGCUAGGACUGCGGGCAGUCAAGGAGGUUCGGGUUCAGUUCUGCCCCUUCGAGAACAACGUGGAAUCUACGAGGACCUUCCUCCAGGCGGUGAGCCGCGACAGGGUCCGCGCCACCAACUUGAAAUGCUCGGUGACUGUGGACGUGCGGCACGACGGCUCCGAACCCCGCGUGGAUGUGCUCUUCGGAGACGGGCAUCGCCUGGUCAUGCGCGGCGCCCACCUCACCGCCCAGGAGAUGCUCAUGGCCUUCGCCUCCCACAUCCGGGCCCGCAGCGCAGCGGGGAGCGGGGACACCCCCGGCGCCGAUGGGGGCCGCUGA
Molecule: messenger RNA, 342 nt
Organism: Pipistrellus nathusii (Nathusius's pipistrelle)
Lineage: Eukaryota; Metazoa; Chordata; Mammalia; Chiroptera; Vespertilionidae
Source: the annotation of a GenBank genome assembly